This is a messenger RNA of Drosophila sulfurigaster albostrigata, 1504 nucleotides long. RefSeq lists its product as uncharacterized. The transcript has 5 exons. NCBI's taxonomy places the organism in Eukaryota, Metazoa, Arthropoda, Insecta, Diptera, Drosophilidae. The coding region runs from base 1 to 870 and encodes 289 amino acids. The record is from RefSeq and is a predicted model, not a curated record.
AUGAGAAGCAUUCCAUUGCGACUUGCAGUGGCGGCUCUGCUGCUGCUGCUGCUGGUGCUGGGCCUGGCCACACAAUUGGAUGCCAGCGCCUCGAACACGGGCUGGCCAUCGCACUCUUCAUCGUCGUCGUCGUCGUCGUCGCUCUUUGGCCGCAAUUCUCGCAAUUUGCGGCAUCGCAAUACGGCAGCUGCUGUUGGCGAUCUGGCCGCCGAUGUGCCGACAUUCGAUAUGAUUGCCAGCAAUUUGAACAACGCGGCGUAUAACAAUGAAUAUGGUCAACUAUUUGUGCCAUAUGCCAUCGAGUCGCAGUCGCAGCAGCAGCCACAACAACAACAGCAACUACAGCAACCGCAUCAACAACAACAGGCCAUGGCACCUCUAUCGUCGCCACUGCGUCAGCAACAGACCGAAGUGUAUGGCAUUGUGGAGCCACUGAUUGAGGACACGCCCUGCGCCAACCGCGCCUGUGUUCUCAACGAUGAUUGCUGCCCCACAGGAGUCUGUGUCAACACCUAUGGCGAGGGCAAGUGCGUUUAUGUCUUUGGGCGUCAACGGGAUUUGUGCCAGCGUCAUGCGGACUGUGCACCAGGCAGCGCUUGCAUGCUUGCCCCCCAGGAGGGAAUUUGGCGCUGCGAAACGGAUGCACCGCUCUUGCAGGAGAUGUUCAAUGUGCGGGCCAAGCAGCCGCUAGGAGGCGAAUGCACCAGCAGCAGUGACUGUCAGGUGAUCAACGGCAUGUGUUGCCAGCAACAGCGUUUGCAUCAUCGUGCUGCCACAAAGUUGAGCUGCGGCUACUUUCGUGAUGCCUUCGACUGCGUAAAUGUGGCUCAAGAGCAUGUGGCUAGCAUUUUCCAGCAUCGCCGCAACUGAAGCUGACCACUUGAGAGGCAAACGGCACCGAUUGAUAAAGAGACCCACAAAGAGAAUAUUUCAAUUACAUAUCAAAUGUUUAAACCAAAUACACAUAUCACUCUUGAUGUUUAUAUAACUAUUUAAGUGCUUUAAUAUAUACACAAAAUAAUAAUAAUCGAUACAAGUUUUCUGUAGACAUAUAUAAUUAUUUACCCAACCAAAGGAAAAAAAUUAUUAAAAUAAAAUACUGACUGAGGCAUUCAAUGUUAUUACAGCAAGUAUUACAAUAUUAACUUUUAUUCCAAAUUAGCUCGUUCCAAGUCUAAAUGUAACAACACAAUCACAACAUAAUAAUAUAAUUAUAAUAAUAAAAGACCAUAACCAAUAUGUGAACUGUACUUUUCCUUUACAAGCACAUUGUAUUCCCAUUCGGAUCAAGUCAAGUCAAGUCAAAAGCAAAAAGGAAAAGAUAAAUUAUACAUUAAAAUUUAAUCCUAUGCGAAUAUGUUGUUUUAAUAAACCAACAAAAAAAAAAGCAACCAAAGCAAAAACAUGUUAAUGAAGAAACAAUGUAAACAAACGAGUAAGCAAAUAAACAUAAAAAAAAAAAAAAAAAAAAAAAAAAACAAACAAAAUGUAAGGCACGCGUAAA